CUAAACGGUCGGCCUGGGGAUGAUGACUCUGGAUUUUCUUGUAAGCUUGAUCUUGGAAUGUUCCAGAUUCCCUGAGCUGCAUUCUCGACAAAAUUGAAACGGUCUCCCUUCGUCCCUGUACCGUCGCCUCGCGUCGGGUAGCACGCUUGAUACAUCGCUGCGCUCCGGCUGGUGCCCGCCACCCGCCUGAUCGCGCCGACUACGAGGAAUCUAGCUUAUUAAUACUCCUAAGAGCUCUGUGUAGCUAGAGGGAAAAUGGAUAUUUGGAGCGAGUCCAACGGGCCCCCUCGCAAGAAGAUGCGGAAGGGGACUAAGAGUUGUGUCGAAUGUCGUCGGCGCAAAAUUCGUUGCACCUACCACCCCGACCGACCUGAGACCUGCAAUGAAUGCCGGUUACGAGGCUCUACCUGUAUUGACCAAGAGCAUAGCUCCGAUGACCCGGGGUCCGCGCCGGGUUCUACCCAAGGUGACCAACGAUAUAGUCUACGGGAGCGAGUCGCUCACCUGGAGGCGGUAGUACAGGGGCUGUCUAAACGGCUGGACCAGCAAAGCUCCCAUGAGACUCCUUCCCGGAAUCUCCCCCAAGCAGAGGUGACCCCGCCAGCAACCGAGUCCGAUCAACUCGGACCAUCCAGUGACCAGAUCCAGAACGCCCCGGUAAUGCAGCUGUUUGAUAACUAUCUUUUGAGCCGCCGCGAGGAUCCGGACAGCAAUGACCGAUUCGCAGGAGCGAAAGAUACGUCUCCAAAGGCACGAGCAGUACGAGCAGAGCUCCUGUCGCUACUUCCACCAACAUCCGAUAUCCGCAUGGUCAUUGCAGAAACUUCACAUUUAUGGUGUCUCUGGGACGAGCAUUUCCCCGAACUCCUGACUCGGUUUGACUUUCCAUCAGAACUUGGCGAGAGCACGGUUGCACCCGCCGAGAUCGCUAAGGCUGUUGUCUGUCUCGCUAUCAGUGUCAUUCAUCUACUUCCCGAGUUCAGUUUCGAUGCUCUGCAACAUCCUUUGGAUCCGCAAGAAUUUGCCGCUCGCUGCACGGGGACUGUGGACCGCCUUGUCGUUAGUGAUGAUGAAUUUGCGGCCACGCUUCCUGGCAUUGAGGUUCAGAUGUUACUUUCAAAGUAUCACCUGAACGAGGGUCGGCUGCGUAAGGCGUGGCUAGUCAAUCGACGAGCUAUCGAAUUUGCGCACCUCGCAGGCAUGCACCUGUCUACCCGCACCCCCAGGCCUUCCGAUACUCUUUUUGACCGACGGCUGCGAAUAUGGUGCUCUUUGACCACGGCAGAUAGAUCGCUGAGUCUAAUUCUUGGUCUUCCAUACGGAGUCGCCGAAUCCUUCUUUCAACCACAGAUUGAACGGCGUCUGGACAUGGGCGUGACUGCCGCAGAACAGUAUAUGUUGCGCAUAGGGGUCAUCACCGGACAUAUGGUCGACCGCAACCAGAACCCAGCCGAUAUGUGUCUAGAGACGACUUUGAGGCUCGAUCGAGAGCUUAUGGAUGCGUGGAGAGCCUUGCCAAAUAGCUUCUAUGGAACCGCCCCGGGCCCUAAUGAGAAGCGGGAGCAGUUCCAUGCUCGGAUCCCUUUGCAUUUCAUGCCGAAAGUACUCCGAGCGCUCCUGCAUAUGCCUUUCUUGCUCAAAUUUCCACAUGAUCAACGCUUUAGCUUCUGCCAUCGGGAAGCUAUUCAGUCUGCCCGGGAUGCCUUGGUGCUGUAUAAAGUCUUACGAUCAAUGACAAGGUCUUAUCUGUGCAAGAUGAUUGAUUUCUUUGCCUUUACUAUGAGCAUGCUCAUCAUCGUUCAUCUUCAUGGCCACUCUGAUGAAUCAUUGGUACAUUACAAGCAAAAGGACGACCAGGACUGGAAGCUCGUGGGCGAAGUGGUAGAGAUCCUCGGGCAGGCGGCGACCGAGAGGGGUGGAUCUGUAGCUGCCGAGUCCGCAAACAUCCUCGGUGCUAUUUUUCAUACCAGAUCACAAAUUCGCAACUGGACAUCGUCGGCUACGUGCAAGGUCACGGUGCCUUACUUUGGAACCAUCACCGUCGGGGCUAGCCCCAAGCUGUUGAGGCCUCAGAACAACCAAGGACAGGACGAGACUGCUCCAAAAGUAGUGCCAUCAGCAAUCUCCUCAAACAACCCGAAUCCGGGUCGACUAUACACUCCCCCAACGUCUGAUCCUGAUGGAGCUUCUACAUCGCACACUACGGGAACUUCACAUACUCAAAGCCCCGUAUUUGGAUCUGAGGGUGCUUCCGGGUAUCCCAUCCAACCGUUGUCGCAAGGCGAGGAUGUUUCCGCCACCACCUUUGCCGGUAUAGAGUCCAAUACCUUCACGGGCCUAUUUGAUGACUUUGAGCAAUUCACAUGGCCCAAUCCUGCUGUUGAUCUUGGGCUGGACUAUGGUUGGAAUUUGAAUUGGUCCGAGUAGGGAUUAUCAUACUUAUUUGGGCUAGAACCCAAGACCGAUUUCUUGGAGACGCGCUCACGACUGUACAAGGUUCAUGUUAUUUUUGAUCCAUGCCCUCAACUAUGUUGAAUUCCACGCUUGGGGAUGAUACUAGAUUAUAAUUUGGGUGAUAACAUCGCCACUAAACGUUCAUAGCUGGCUGGUAGCUACAAGGGGCCAGAUCCCG
This is a messenger RNA of Penicillium brasilianum, 2632 nucleotides long. Lineage: Eukaryota; Fungi; Ascomycota; Eurotiomycetes; Eurotiales; Aspergillaceae. The record is from the annotation of a GenBank genome assembly.